GAACCGAAGCUUUUCAGUUGAUUUUCAGACCGUGCCAGGAUAAGAACGGCACGGAACGGAACAAUCCCGGUUGCAUUUUUUUCCCGGAGACUCCGACUCCGAGUCCGAGUCCGUUUCCGAGUCCGAAUAUUUCGCGAAGUUCUACAGCCUCUCUCUCUCCAAAAAUUCAUCUAUUUUCGUAUAUUUUUUUUUUUAAUGUUUAUCUCUGUUUACGUGGUGGAGCAUUAAAAAAAUAUAAAUAAAUUAAAAUAAUAAAAGACAAAAACAAAAAAACAAAGACAAGUUGGAAGGAAAAGUUUCGGAAAUCGCAUUGAGGCCCAAAACAGGAUAAGACACGUUCCCCCAAUUACCUGCCGCAUAAGCCGCUCUCGGCCCGAUCGCCGUGCCACACACCCCCUCCCCCGCAACACGUUAAAGGGAAACUAAAGCCAUGGGCAAGAAGAACUCCAAGUUGAAGCAGGACACCAUCGAUCGCCUGACAACAGACACAUAUUUUACCGAAAAGGAAAUUCGUCAAUGGCACAAAGGCUUUCUCAAAGACUGUCCCAAUGGUUUGCUGACCGAACAAGGCUUCAUCAAAAUCUAUAAGCAAUUCUUCCCCGACGGAGACCCCAGCAAGUUUGCCUCGUUGGUCUUUCGCGUCUUCGACGAGAACAACGACGGAGCCAUCGAGUUCGAAGAGUUCAUCCGAGCACUGUCCAUCACAUCGCGCGGAAACCUAGACGAGAAAUUGCACUGGGCCUUCCGGCUGUACGAUGUGGACAACGACGGCUAUAUCACUCGCGAGGAGAUGUACAACAUAGUGGAUGCCAUCUACCAGAUGGUGGGCCAGCAACCGCAGACGGAGGACGAGAACACGCCCCAGAAGAGAGUGGACAAGAUCUUCGAUCAGAUGGACAAGAACCAUGACGAUCGCCUCACUUUGGAGGAGUUCCGCGAGGGCAGUAAGGCUGAUCCACGUAUAGUGCAGGCAUUAAGUUUAGGUGGUGAUUAACCGCAGGACCUGUAGUCCUGCCCAGGGGCGGAUCAGGGAGCGAUGGGGGGGGCAGGGAGGAGCGAUAGUGACGAGUGAUACGAGACAACGAAUUCCACUGAGAACCCUUCCAAAAAACCGCAAAUUGCUAACAAAAAAAAGGCUAAAAAUCGCCUCAAAAAAACACACACAUAUGUACUAUAAAAGCCAUUUACCCCCUACCCAGAGAAAAAAAGGGGGCCCCGGAAAUGAAAAAAAAAAACAACCUCCCACCCCUCGAAGAGUUUGAAGUGAAAUUCCAACUAAUAGCGAAUUAAAUAAAAAAUAUUUACAUAAUAUUUCAAUUAACAAACAAAAAAAGCCAAAAACAAAUAUUACACACAGAAAAAAAAACCAAAAAAAACACCAAUUUAAAAAAAACACAAAUUAUGAAUAAAUAUAGGUAUUUAAAAAAAGCAAAUAUAAAUUUAAAAAAUAUUAGGCAUUUGAGGCAUUUUUAUUGAAAUGCUUGCCAAGGCCCGGUUUGGCCAAAAAAAACUAUCGAUAUCGUUGCUGCCGAUAGUUAUUGAAUUCGAUAUAAUUUUUUUUUCCUCAAAAAAAAAACAAAAAAGCUAUUUAAUCUUUAUGCUGAUACCUAUACUUAUACAUAUACGAAUUAAUAAAAAUAUAUAUACCGAUAUAUAUACCGAUAUUUAUGCGAAAAAAAAAAAAUACUACGCUAUUGGCUUUGAAAAACGCUUUCAAGAACAGUUUAUUUUUGUGGCUGGUUGAUAAUCGAAACUAAAAUUCAAAUUAAAAACUAUCAAACACACACUAUUUAUUCUCUAGCUUAUUAAAGUAAUCAAAAAAAUAAGAAAGAAAUUAGAAUAAAGUUGAAAUAAAAAGCUUCCAGCAUGUGGCAUGAGUAAUCAGUUGCAAAAUCAAUCAAUUAAUUAAUUAAUCGAAUCAUUUCUCAUCAAGCUUGACAAUCAACCUGAUUUUGCGGAUUUUCAAUUUUCAUUCCAAUUUAAAGUCAUUACAAAAAAUUAUUAAAAAAAAAUACUUAAGAAACAUAUUAAGGAAUGCACUCGAUCUAUAUCAAUUUUUUAUAUUUCUAUUUUAUUUAAAUUUAAAAAAAAAUAAAAUAAAAACAAAAACCAGAGCUUGAAACUAUAUCGUAUAUUUAAUACUAAUGCCUUAUCAAAAAAAAAAAAAACAAAAAUAUUAAGAUUGAAAUCGAAACUAUCGCCUAAAUCAUCGAUAUCAUCUACUAUCGCUCCAUCUCUAUCUCUCACUCACUCUCUAUCUCUCUCUCUCUCUCUCUCUCUAUUUUGACAUUAAAAACUUGAAUUAAUUUUUUUGGUUAAAUCACCAUGCUAAAAUAAUUUCUAUAUUUUAUAUGUGGUUCAGCUUUAGAUUAUAAAAUAAAUGAAAAAAUAAUAUAUAUAAAAUGUAAAAGUCAAGGACUAUAUAUCCUUAAUCUCUUCCUCUUUGUUUGCCCUUCUUUAUCCUUGAAUCAUGUUGCCUUAAAUAUUUAUUUUUAGAUUUUAGAUUUUAAGUUUCUGCCUCUGAUCCAUAAACAAUAGCAUAUAGUUCUUGCUUUCCCGCUGAGGUUUCAUAUUUUGGAAUUGCUAGAAAAAUACCAGAACCCAUUCCCAAUAAUUCCCCCCCACUCUAUAUAAACAGUUAUCUGAUCACUACUCGAUUUAUUAUUAUUUCCAAGCACUCUUGUAGAGUUUUAAGAGAUUUUUUGCCUAAAAAACACACCACAGCACAUGUUAGCAUGCCCCGAAAAAAAUAAAUAUAAAAAUCAAAUAAAAAUGAUAUGAUAUACCUAUACAUAUAUGCAACAGAUACAAAUCAAGAGGUCGAAAAAAAUAAUACUAAAAAUGAAAAAAAUACUAAAAUGCAGCCAACAAUCAAUUUUUCGCGCUUCUUACACUCGAACUCCGAUCCGAUAAUAUUGUGAAAAGAUAUUGUACAUAAGACCGGAUAUGUUUGAGGAUCUAAAAAACAAAAACAUAAAUAAAAAAUAAAAAAAAAAGUAAUUUUUAAGAAACACAAACAAGGCAUCAUCUGUAUUUCGAUAAUCUUUGGAAAGCAAACACGUUUUUUGUCAACAACUCUAUUGAUAUUUAUAUAUAUACACUUAAAAAAAUAUAUAUAUACAUACAUCAAAUAAAAUAUUAUAAUAAAUAUAUAUUUUUUUUUUGGGUAUCUUGUAAGCGUUAAUGAUACUUCU
Drosophila ananassae is the source of this 3194-nucleotide messenger RNA. RefSeq names its product frequenin-1. Lineage: Eukaryota; Metazoa; Arthropoda; Insecta; Diptera; Drosophilidae. Gene Ontology annotation, molecular function: calcium ion binding; calcium sensitive guanylate cyclase activator activity. The transcript has 8 exons. The record is from RefSeq and is a predicted model, not a curated record. The coding region runs from base 431 to 994 and encodes 187 amino acids.